AUGGCCACCUCUGUCCGGCCACCGAAAGCAAUCCUCUUCGAUAUCGGCGGCGUAGUUGUCAUAUCACCCUUCCAAGCCAUCCUCGAUUACGAAAUCGAGAACAACAUUCCCGUCGGCUACAUAAACUACGCGAUCCAGAAAGGGCCUCACGACACCGGUGCAUGGCAACUCAUCGAGCGGGGCGAGGUCGAACUGAAUGACGACUGGUUCGCUGCGUUCAAGACACAACUUUCCAGGCCUGAGGUAUGGACAGAGUACCUUCAGAAGCUCGCCAAGCAACAGAGUGUGGGUGGUGGCCAGGCCGUAGACGGCGGAAAACCACAGGUACCGGAGGUCAACGCGAAGAGGCUCUUCUGGCGCAUGAUGAAGCUCAGCAGAGCGCCGGAUCCGUACAUGUACCCUGCACUGCGAAAGCUCAGAGAGAGCCAGAAAUUCGUACUAGGCGCCUUCAGCAACAACGUCACCUUUCCAACCGGCAUUCUUGAUGACGAAGGCCAACUCUUUACCAAGGACUUGAUCCAUCCUCCAGCGCCCAACCCAUACGCAAACGAUUCAAAAGAUGUAACGACAUGUUUUGAUGUAUUUCUUGGCUCGGCUGCAGUCGGGGUGAGGAAGCCUGACCCGGCAGCAUAUCAACUUGCAGUACGGGAGAUGAGUGAGAUUGCGAAGAAAAGAGGGAUGGGCGAGGUGACGGCGCAGGACACGCUGUUUUUGGAUGAUAUUGGGAUUAAUCUGAAGUUCGCGAAGAAGACGGGGUUAAGGACGAUUAAGGUCAACCUUGGGAAGACGAAGGAAGCUGUGAAAGAGCUAGAGGAAGCAGCGGGCAUACAGUUAUUAGAUGACAAGGCUAAGUUAUAG
This is a messenger RNA of Cucurbitaria berberidis CBS 394.84, 858 nucleotides long. RefSeq names its product HAD-like protein. The record is from RefSeq and is a predicted model, not a curated record. Lineage: Eukaryota; Fungi; Ascomycota; Dothideomycetes; Pleosporales; Cucurbitariaceae. The coding region runs from base 1 to 858 and encodes 285 amino acids. The transcript is spliced from 2 exons.